Messenger RNA from Liolophura sinensis, 7942 nucleotides. Its product is annotated as tyrosine-protein phosphatase non-receptor type 23-like. The record is from RefSeq and is a predicted model, not a curated record. Gene Ontology annotation, cellular component: endosome. Lineage: Eukaryota; Metazoa; Mollusca; Polyplacophora; Chitonida; Chitonidae. Gene Ontology annotation, biological process: protein dephosphorylation; endocytic recycling; protein transport to vacuole involved in ubiquitin-dependent protein catabolic process via the multivesicular body sorting pathway. Gene Ontology annotation, molecular function: protein tyrosine phosphatase activity; protein binding.
AGGAAAAAUGGAGGCAGUGCCUCGUCUGCCGAUGUUAUCACUCGAGCUGAAACAUAGUCCAGAGCCGGUGGAAUUCAGCACAACACUGAAACAGUUUAUUCGAGACCAGUACAAUGAAGACCCUGCCAACUACAACAAAGCUUGCUUAGAACUAGAGCAGUUAAGACAGAAUGCUGUACAGGUUACCCAUGACUUCAUUGGCUGCAGCACGUUGAAGAAGUACUAUGCUCAGCUACAGUUUCUGCAGAGCCGCUUCCCACUACAGGAGGGAGGGGAACCCCCACUUAUCUUCACUUGGGAGGACGUCCAAUCAGGAAGGGAGUACUCUCACAGCGAUAUCAAGUUUGAACAGGCGUCAAUCUUGUACAACAUAGGAGCGCUCCAUUCCAUAUUAGGGGCGAUGGAUACAAGACAGAGUGCGGAGGGUAUGAAGGUGUCUUGCACCCAUUUCCAGUGCGCUGCCUGGGCGUUCCAGUACCUGCGGGACCAUUUUGGUAGUUCGUCCAUGAGCCCGGACAUGGCCCAUGAGAUUCUGUCCUUCCAUAUCGACCUCAUGCUGGCUCAAGCCCAGGAGUGUAUUUUAGAGAAGUCAAUGACAGAUAACCGUAAGAGCAGUAUAACAGCGAAGGUUGCUGUCCAGAUCGUGGAGUUUUAUCGCCAGGCUGCAAGGAAUCUGGAAAAUACAAAUACGGAGGGAUUAAUCAGCUCCCGGCGAUACAAGGACUGGAAGCGGCGGAUUGAGAUCAAGAUCCUGUUUUAUCAGACCAUCAUGUUUUUUUACCUGGGCAGUCAGGCUGAGGAGCAGGAGAAGCACGGAGAGAGGCUGGCUUACUUCACAGCCGCUAAUGAGAAACUUACGCAGUGCGGCAAACUUGCUAAGAAUGACAGCCCAGAAAUACAUGACUCAUUAAGAUUUACUUUGGAUGUUGUUGCGGGGAAGUACAAUUCUGCGAAGAAGGACAAUGACUUCGUUUAUCAUGAGAAAGUCCCACCUAUGGACAGUCUUCCUGAAAUAAAAGGUGCGUCCCUAGUUAAGGGGAUUCCUUUCAACCCUAAUGAUCCUGAGGUAUCCGGUCCUGACAUCUUCCAGAAGCUGGUCCCCAUGGAGGCUCAUGAGUCAUCCUCCUUGUACAGUGAAGAGAAAGCCAAGCUAUUGCGUCUGAUUGGAGCAGAGGUGGAUGAGAAGAACGAAGAGCUAACUCAGUUCCUGGCCUCCAUGCAGUUGGACAUGAACAAGUUGAAGUCGGAACCAGAGCGAUUGCCCCAGUCUCUCCUGGAGAAGUGUGCAGCCAUCAGUGUACGGCCAAACGCCGUGAAAGAUCUCGUGGACGUCAUGGGAACUCUUUCAGGGAUUGCCACAGAAGUAGAACUGGGGAUUCAGGAACUAAAACAGACAUUAGAUGAAGAAGAUAAGCAGAGUGAAGAAUUUCAGAAAACUUUCGGUAAAAAGCCGGACACUGUCAUAUUGCCUGAGAUCAGGAAGGAGUGCGACAUCUGUCAGGAGCAGCACACACGAGGCAGCCAGUCAAACGCAGAGCUUCACAAGGCUAUGAACACACACACAGCUAACCUGAAGCUUCUGAGUGGUCCACUGGAUGAGCUGCAGAAAGCCCUGCCCUCCUCAGAGCCUGUCAAAGGACCUGAGGAUGAAGCCAUUGUGAGUGAACUACAGAGAAUCAUGGGAAAGGUGGACGAAAUGAAGGCUCAGCGUUCAAGUUUACACGAACAGUUCAGAGAGGAGGUGCACAAAGACGACAUCACGAACGCCAUCGUCACACACGAGGGCACUGACACGCAGACGUUUUUCCAGGAGCAACUGAAGAAGCAUGACAAAGUUGUAGGAUUCCUGCGUCAAAAUAUGGCCGCCCAGAAGAACAUUUUAAUGGCACUGACCGAUGCAAAUGCUCGAUUUGCUAACAUUAGAAAAGCAACAACAGAGUCCUCAGCACAGCGUGAAGCGAAAAUAGCGGAGUUGAUUCACUCCUACGACGUGUAUGAAGACCUGAUGGCCAAGUCUCAGAAAGGUCUGGAGUUUUACAAGAAGCUGGAGUCUAAUGUGAUGAGAUUACUGCAGAGAUGUAAGGGCAUCACAAAGGUGAAUCAGGAAGAGAGAGAGCAGAUCUCCAACAGAUUUGCUCCAAAAGGUGCCACCCCAUCUCGCCCUGGAGCUCCCAAACCAUCCCAGUCCUCUACACCUCCUCCUGUUAGCCAAUCAGCAUUGCCAUCAUUCGAUGGGCCAAAACUUAAGGAUUAUCUCCCCUUCAUGAAGCCUGCGACGUUUGGCCCAAAGAAAGGCAGUACCCCUCCACCUGAUAUGCUGCCUCAGAUGCCAGCUGGCUACCCAACUAUGCCCUCAGGGGUAGCGGACAUUGCCGGGGUGCCAAGUUCAAGUCCGACACCUCCCGAUAAUUUCGGCGCCAGACCUUCUCCCAGUGCAAGCCCUCGUCUGACCCAGCAGAAUAAAGACACAGGGGGCGCUGCUCCGCAGGUGAACCCUGUAGCACCUGAUUUACCUGUGGGCUACAGCUUCGUUGACGAUCAUCCUCCAGGAUCCUCACAACAGCAGCAAAUUCCCUUUCCGUUACAGAACAGACAGCCGCAAACUAAUCCUAGAGUCAGACCCAAGUACGAGAGCACAAACACUGUGUCUUCAGUGGACACUCCAAUAAUUUCACCUACAAAGGACAACAUGAAUGGACAUUUGAUUCACACGCAUAACAUUCGUCACCCGCUUGGACUUCGCCCUCAAGAUGACCCUGAUGGGCACCAACAAUAUUUACGGAACGCUCAAGGGUACAGUGCAAUGCCCGGGCAGUCCCAUGCCUCUUACCUCCCUCAUGGUCCUAGAUUCCCUCCCCCAGGGCACCAGGGCUACCCUCAGCAAGGCAUUCCUGCAGGUGGAGGACAACCCGGACCUCCUCAACCUUAUCCUCAACUGUCAUCAAAUCCUGCUGCAGGUUACUCCUACCCUGGGUCUGCUGGACAAUUGCCAAUUCACCAGGCACCUCCUCACAGCACAACCUCACAAGGGCCUAGACGAAGCAAUGUCACUGGUGCAACGCAAGGCCAGACAGGAUGCCAACCACCAGCACCUUUUCCUGGCCAGAAUACUGGCAACAUAAAUUAUCUACCACAGCAACAGCAUUUACCAUCCUCUGCGCAAAGUGUCUCAAAUGGAGCCCCCAGGACCUCUCAGACAUCUCAUGUUUCAGGUCAGAUGGCCUAUCCUCAGGGGCAUUUCCAAGCAGGGUCUAUGCACCCUCAAGGAUUUGCUCCUCAACAGAAUCUCCCCAGAUCUCAGUUGUACGGUCAGCAGGCUCUGCCACCAGCUUCAGCACCUAACUUCCCAACAGCAUUCUCAGGAGGUUCUGGUCAGUCGUCCAUUGCUUACCAGCCAUCGCCCCAAGCUAGUAUGCAAAGCGGGCAAGCUUACGCAAGUCAAGGAGGUCAGAUGGGUCAGCCAUGUAUUCCUCAUUCGCAUGGGACACAGCCAUACCCUGGGGCAGGUCCGCAAAUCCCAGGUUCGCAGGCUCAACCGCAGACAUUCAGUGCUCAAGGGUCUUCAUCUAUGGCCUCUGGAGCUCAAAUGCAAGCGCAGUAUUGGCAACAGCAGGCAAGGAUUGGAAGUGUAGAGAGUCAAGCACUAAAUCUUAUGCCUGGAACAUCACAGACAUACCAGCCUGGGCAACAUCAACAACAGGUUCUACAGCAGGGCCAAGCACAAACUUUUGCUCAGCAGGGACAACAACUGGGACAGCAGCAAGUUUCACAGCAGUUUAAUGUGAACCAGGCGGGGCAACAGGUUAUGGCUCAACAAGGGAAUUUGCAAAGGCAACAGCAAACUUUGCCUCAACAAGGGCAACAUACAGUGACCCAACAAAGUAAUUACCAAGGCGUGACCCAGCAAACCCAAUCUGUGCCACGGCAAGGCCAGUUGCAGGGUAUGACCCAAGCAGGCCAACAACUUUCUUUUCAACCAAGGCAACAUGCUGUGCAACAGGGACAGCAGCUCUCUGUAUCUCAGGUAGGACAACAAAUGCAGCAAUUGUAUUUACAUCAGGGCCACCAACCUCAGGUGCCAACCUCUAAGCAAGGGCAACCACAACCAAUUGGCCAUCAGGGGCAACCACAACCAAUUGGCCAGCAAGGGCAACCACAGUUUGUCAGCCAGCAGGGCCAACCACAGCAACUGCUUCCACAAAACCAAGGGCAAUAUAUACAUCAGCAGAACAAAUCUCAGCAGACCUACCUGCAACAACAACAGAGUUUCCAGAACAUUUCACAAGGUCAGACGACACAUAUCCGCUACCCCAAUCAGCCACCACAGACUUUAACCGGUGGUCAGCAUGGAAGUCAGCAAGCUGGGUUUGUUGUGCAGCAGAUACAUUCAGUCCAGGACCAACCACAAGGCUUUGGCCAGUCUUCUGUUAGUAGUCAGUACCAGCAGGCUGGCCCUCGACAGCCAAGCCCACUCAACCAAGGCUACAGCGUCCCAAGUCCAGCGCCAUCACCACAGCCCAUGCAACCUCAGACUGCAGUUGUGCAGGUGAAAGUAGGUCAGCAAGUGCAUAUGGGUCAGCCAGCACAGGGGCAAGUACAAAUGGGUCAACCACAACAAAUAGGUCAACCAGCGCAGGGGCAAGUACAAAUGGGUCAGCCAGCACAAAUGGGUCGACCAGUUCAAAUGGGUCAGUCAACACAAGGACAAGUACAAAUGGGUCAGUCAGCACAAAUGGGUCAAUCAGCUCAAAUGGGUCAACCAACACAAGGACAAAUGGGUCAACCAGCACUAAUGGGUCAACCAGCUCAAAUGGGUCAACCAACACAAGAACAAGUACAAAUGGGUCAACCAGCUCAGGGGCAAGCGAGUCAAUCUGGGCAAAUGCAAAUGGGUCAACAUGGGCAAAUGCGGAUGGGACAAGUGCAAAUGAAUCAGAGUCAACUGACAAUGGGUCAACAAGGUCAGCGUGUCACGGGUCAAGCUGGACAGCCGAUAUUCAAUCAGGUUGUGAGUCAGAACCAACAGCAGUUAAAUCUGGGUCAGCCAGGUCAAAGACAAGCCCAGCAGUUUCCUGUGGCCCAUACAGGGAAUGGUCAACCUCAGACGAGAUAUCAGUCUGUAAGCCAGACACAACCACAAAACGUCAUCUCCACACAACACCCCAGUAUGAUCCAGCCUGGUCAGGCCUCUACAGCUCCAGGUGGACAAUUUACUGUGGGGCAUCCUUCCACAGCCCAGUCAGGUCUGCCUACCGUGGUUCAGUCCCAACAGCCCUUCCCAACCCAGCCUCUGCAACCCAUUUCAUCAGAUCAGUCGAUCUUGCAGCCAAGGCCCCAGGCACCUACAAAUCAACCUGCUGUAGUGUCGCCAGCUCCUACCCCUCCAGCAGCAACACAGACCCCAGCUGCUGCCCCAGUACCGCAUUAUCCCACAGCCCAAAGUCCAGCUCAGACUCCGGGGUCACCUCAAAACCUGCCAGCCCGCAUGGUGUCUGGGGUCACAUCAGGACAGCGCGGCAGUGGGACCACUGCUCCUGCCUCAUCAGGUCCCGCCCUCAGCAGACAACUGUCCUCUUCCACCACCUCCUCUCUAGACGACAUCCUGUCCUCCAGCCCAGACGCCCUGCGAGAGGCUGCCGCCCAGGACACUGUCCUCACCCCUAAAAUCCUGACAGCCCAGGAACUACAGCAGCAGAAAGAGGAGGCCAUGAAGCUCCACGACUUUCAACAGCAGCCCAAAGACCCAUUCACCGUCAAGGAGACCCUGGACAAGUUUGUCGUGGAAGUGGAGCGCUUUGAGAAGGUGGUAGAAAACCUGUGCAAACCUCGCCUGAGCGGACCAUCACACCUUAUAGCAGAGUGGAAGGAGCUUGGUGAGGAACAGGAGAAAAUUGCCCGUAGACAUUCUAUAGCCGUGGCCAGGUGUUAUGUCAUCAAGAACAGAGACCCUGACAUCAUGCCCUAUGAUGAGACAAGAGUGUUACUAAAGUCAGGAAAGGAUGACUACAUCAACGCUAGCUGGAUGGAUGACCUGGCCCCCUCCUGCCCUAAAUUCAUUGCCAGUCAGGGUCCCCUGCCGGUCACACUAGUGGACUUCUGGCUCAUGGUGUACGAGCAGGGGACAGAAGUGAUUGUUAUGCUGUCUAAAGAGGACGAGCCUGGAAAGAAGACUCCUGUUUAUUGGCCGACAGAGAAAGGUCAGGUGAUCCAGCAUGGUCCAAUCACAUUGAACCUCCAGAGUGUCAAAAACAAACAGCUAUGGAUGGAGAGAAUCAUCUAUCUGACUCACACAGAGACCAAACAGGGGAGGACCAUAGUCCAUCUGCAGUACGUUGGCUGGCCAGUAAGUGGUUUGCCAGAGAAGAUCCCAUACAUCUUACAGUUCAUCAACGAAGUGCAGUAUUUCUACAAACAGCAGAGGAGUUUGCUGAAACCUGUGAUUGUACACUGCAGUAAUGGCGUGGGUCGGACUGGUACCUUUCUCACCGUCUAUACAGGCAUGCAGGAGAUCAACAAGGGGUGUGGAAUUAUCGACCUACCAGCACUAAUCACCAAAAUGAGGUCUAAACGCAAACACAUGAUCACAGACAUGGAGCACCUCAAGUUUUGUUACGAGGCAAUUUUAUACCACGCCCAGGAUGUCCUCAUGAAACGUGGUAUUCUGACCAACAAGAAGUCCUUCACAGACAAGUUACCAAGUCCGGGUGAGAAAACACACACAAGAAAACCCUCUGAGGAUUUCAUACUGGGCACGGGAAUAGCUCUUCAUGCCUUAGAAACAAACGUGGCCAAGUUCUCAUCCAAACACAUGACUGGACACGACGCAAGCACAUCAAUGUCGGUUAAACUUAGCGCGACGCCAGGGCAGACCACGAUCCCUGGCGUGAUGGGAGGUGACAGGAUCCUCACGGCAGACAGCGUGAUACAGGAUAUGCCCCCGAGCAACCACGCUCUCCCGGAUCUCGUACAACAACAGCCUAGCAUAAGUCAGAGGUCACAGCAGAAUGAGCCUCAGAGCAAUGUGGACAUGCUGAGCGGGUUGGGAGGUCAGGGACAGGCUGGUCACCCUGAGGGUAACCGGGUGCGGAGCGGAUCCGAGGACAGAAUGACGCCUAACCCAGCGUCUGCCACGCCUGUUCCACCCGGCACCCAGUCCCUGGGCGGCUCCCCACAACAUAGACCCAGGCAUUUACAGGAGCAGUUUUCUAGCCUGCCGCCGUCGUUAGCGGAUCUACAGGACCCUCAUACUUUCACGCUGGAUGCACCAUCGGGAAGGAGGAGAAUUACUAAGGCCAGUUUUACGCAAAAAAAAUCAGCAAUCGCCGAUCAUUCGAGUGACCCUAAUGAUCCACUUAGCAACUUAGAUCCCUUGUGGACGAUUCAUAAAAACGACAAAGGCCAGUCUGUAAAAACAUCUUAAGCCUGCAAUUUUUUUUUUUUUUUUGAUUGUCAGAUUUUUUUAUAUUGUUGACAAUCAUAAGUGUUGUGAAAUAGUGCAUAAGCUUUUCGGCUAUCAUCGUCCAGCUUGUUUAUUCGGGAAAAAAAAAAUUGUGAUGCCUAAUUAACUGAGCAACAAAAUCUGUGAACGUCAAAAGACAAGGAAACUCUGAUCUCUCAACACAUUCUGUCAACCUAUUUUUCUGCGACUGUCAAGGCAUUAGUGUGGCCUUUUUUUCGUAGCUAAGGGGAAGUAACUCCUAAUCUGGUGCUGUGAUAACUGUAUUGCGUGUGACAAGGUUGACUUUGCUGACCAGUGUUUUUAUUCUGUGUAUUAUAAUGGUGUAUAUACACUGUAUAGUGUAGCAUAUUUUAAGAGGCAGUUUUAAAGAUAUGCGUGGAUGAACAGGUAACUGCUGCGGCAGGAAAUUGGAUUUAUGUGGAAAUUUGUAGGCUUUAUGUUGUCGUGUGAAGAGAUGACAAGAAACUGAUCUGGACAUGAUUU